UCAUUGUUUAGUUGCUGUAGACCCAUACCGUCAAAUGUUUUAGCCUUUCUAGUAGUCUGCUACACCAGGACCUGCCUGUGUCUCUGGUCCUCUGUGUAGAACUCUCUUUGCUCCUCUCACUGUCUGUGUGUUUAUUUGUUUGUGACAACUCUUUAUUUGCUGUGAUUGUUACAGGUCCUGUAUGGCUCUCUUACCCUAAUGCAAGUGUUUGAAUGGGUUGUUCUCAUGUUGGUGUAGAGAUUGACACGGGUCUGAUAUGGGUGGGGUUAGGGACUGUGAUAUUGGCUGCAGUAACAUGAAUGGACACACACACACACACACACUAAAGUCCCAAACAGGAAGAGGAAAAGGUGUUAUUGUGGGGUCAGAGCAGCCAUCACUCUGUCACCACACCAUAGUGACCAUGUAAACUCUGAACUCUUCGGGCAAGGCUCUGGCUGUGUGUGUGUGUGUGUGCCCUGUGUGAAGAGUUCAGUGUACAGUUUUACAAAUGUGCUUUGAGGGUGUGAAUAAAUAGGAAGCUGAAUACACAGUACACACACAGGUUGGAUUGGUUCAUUACUUGGGGCUCCAAUGGCGCUGUUUGGUAUCCUGAGGAAAUCUGAGAGGAUGAGACGUUCUAUUACGUAAUAGUCCUUAGGAAUAAAUCUAUAUUGUCAGUUUAGUUCACCUCUGCUGAUAUUUAUUAGUAUUUACUACAGAUCCCAGGUCUGUGAAGGGGCCACUGACUGUAUAUGCUUUUAUCAAUUAACUGAAGAAUGGGCAGGAAACACACUGCCCUCUUCUAUCACAGAGACUUCUCUCUUAGGCAGACUGAUGCAGAGAGAGACGGGAGAGAGAGAGACAACAGGAAGAUAGAGGCUGAACCUUUGACAACUUAUCAACAAGUUAUCAACAUAUCAAUAUCAACUAAGUGUCAUGUUGGAUUGAUCUGUGGAAGGGAUCUCUCACAAAAAUGAGUUUCUCUAUUGGACAAGUUCAGUUAGGUCCCUCCCCGUUUCAUUCCGUUUAAGAUAUGUUUUGCAACGGAAUCGGCGUAAUGAAUACGCACCUGCCUUAAGGCUGAGAAUUUGGGCGGAGCGAGGAGCUGAUAGGUGUGUUGGAUCAGAGCCACACCCCUGAUAGGUCAUUCCUCUAGAUGUGUGCCUUGAGGUGUGUGUUUGUCAGAGAUAAAGGGAGUGUGGAAUGUAGUACCUGGCUGUUCCAGGAGAGCGUGUGGACUGUUCUGCCAAGGGCUUCCCAGGUGUGAGCUGCUGUUCUGGGCUUGGAGAGGAGACUGGUGGGGCUCAGUGCUGGUUGUCGGCCUGUCGAGCUUUGGAACUUACUGAUCACACACACUCACACGAGGAUUACUGACUGAGUUUGUAUCUGUGCCCCGGUGGACGGUGGGAGGGAAAGAGGGAUGAACUCUCUGCGGCUGAAGGAGUUGUCUAACUCAGACCUGUACAGACGCAGACAGGAGAGACCUGACAGCUAUGGAAGCAUAGCUAGUAAUAGCCUCAGCAACAUGGCCAAUGCCUUGGCCAAUGCGAUGUGUGAGCGCUGUAAGAGUGGCUUUGCCCCGGCAGAGAAGAUCGUCAAUAGCAACGGGGAGCUGUACCAUGAGGGAUGCUUCGUCUGUGCUCAGUGCUUCCAACAGUUCCCCGAAGGUCUCUUCUAUGAGUUUGAGGGCAGGAAAUACUGCGAGCACGACUUCCAGAUGUUGUUUGCUCCCUGCUGCCACCAAUGUGGGGAGUUUAUCAUUGGUCGUGUGAUCAAGGCGAUGAACAACAGUUGGCACCCUGACUGUUUCUGCUGUGACCUCUGCCAGGCCGUGCUGGCUGACGUGGGCUUCGUCAAGAAUGCCGGCAGACACCUGUGUCGCCCGUGUCAUAACCGUGAGAAGGCCCGUGGUCUGGGGAAGUACAUCUGUCAGAAGUGCCACGCCAUCAUCGAGGAGCAGCCGCUGCUGUUCAAGAACGACCCCUACCACCCCGACCACUUCAACUGCAACAACUGCGGUAAGGAGCUGACUGCUGAUGCCAGGGAGCUGAAGGGAGAGCUGUACUGCCUGCCCUGCCAUGACAAGAUGGGUGUUCCCAUCUGUGGCGCUUGCAGGAGACCCAUCGAGGGCCGCGUGGUCAAUGCCAUGGGCAAGCAGUGGCACGUCGAGCAUUUUGUGUGUGCUAAGUGUGAGAAACCCUUCCUGGGCCAUCGCCACUACGAACGCAAAGGAUUGGCCUACUGUGAGACUCACUACAACCAGCUCUUUGGAGAUGUCUGCUACCACUGCAACCGUGUCAUUGAGGGUGAUGUGGUGUCAGCCCUGAACAAGGCAUGGUGUGUCAACUGCUUCGCCUGCUCCACCUGCAACACCAAGCUCACCCUAAAGGAUAAGUUUGUAGAGGUGGAUCUGAAGCCUGUGUGUAAACACUGCUACGAGCGCCUGCCAGACGACAUGAAGCGCCGUCUUGCCAAACAAGAAAAGAAGAAGAAAAUGCCCAUGUGUCUGUAAACCCUUGCCCUUCCUUUCUCCUCACUUCCACUUUCCAUUCAUUGGAACAAGUUUGUGGAGUUUGACAUGAAGCCGGUGUGUAAGAAGUGUUACGAGAAGUUUCCUCUGGAACUUAAGAAGAGGCUGAAGAAGCUGGCGGAGACAGUGGGCCGGAAGUAGACCCAGACAGA
Messenger RNA from Oncorhynchus tshawytscha (Chinook salmon), 2664 nucleotides. RefSeq names its product LIM and senescent cell antigen-like-containing domain protein 1. The record is from RefSeq and is a predicted model, not a curated record. Bases 1403 to 2494 code for a protein of 363 amino acids. The transcript has 11 exons. NCBI's taxonomy places the organism in Eukaryota, Metazoa, Chordata, Actinopteri, Salmoniformes, Salmonidae. Gene Ontology annotation, cellular component: cell-cell junction; cytoplasm; focal adhesion. Gene Ontology annotation, biological process: cell-cell junction organization; positive regulation of integrin-mediated signaling pathway; cell-cell adhesion.